Messenger RNA from Leucoraja erinaceus (little skate), 9771 nucleotides. RefSeq names its product spectrin, beta, non-erythrocytic 5 (gene sptbn5). Gene Ontology annotation, biological process: actin cytoskeleton organization. Lineage: Eukaryota; Metazoa; Chordata; Chondrichthyes; Rajiformes; Rajidae. Gene Ontology annotation, molecular function: actin filament binding. Gene Ontology annotation, cellular component: cortical actin cytoskeleton; cell projection; plasma membrane. The record is from RefSeq and is a predicted model, not a curated record. The transcript has 52 exons. Bases 40 to 8793 code for a protein of 2917 amino acids.
GUCCUUUUACUGUGCCUAGUCUAAAACCCCAGGGCCAGGAUGGAUGAGGAGUUUGAGAAAGGUCGCAUCAAGGAGCUUCAGCAGCAACGGAUGACUGUGCAGAAAAAAACUUUCACCAAUUGGAUAAACCAGAUAUUUUCCAAAAACCAGGUGAAGUUUUUCGUUAAUGAUUUGUACAUUGAUCUGAAAGAUGGAAUCAUCCUCAUUUCUCUCCUGGAACUCAUCUCGGGAGAGAAACUGAAGAGACCCAGCAGAGGUAGAAUGAGAGUCCACUACCUGGAGAACAACAGCAUUGCCAUUACCUUUUUGAGAACCAAGAUAAACGUGAGACUGAUUGCACCUGAGAAUGUUGUGGAUGGUGACCGCACCCUGAUCCUGGGUCUGAUCUGGAUGAUUAUUCUACGUUUCCAAAUCGCCUCCAUCACAGUUGAAGAAGAUGAGUGUGACGCAAGCAGUGCCAAACGUUCGGCCAAGGAGGCUUUGUUGAUUUGGUGCCAACGAAAGACUGCCGAUUAUAAAAAUGUUGACAUAAAGAACUUCUCAUCGAGCUGGAAUGACGGACUGGCCUUCAAUGCAAUCAUUCAUGCACAUAGACAUGAUCUGGUAGACUACAAGAGCCUGAAACCAAACUACCCAGUGCAUAACCUGAAUAAAGCCUUCGAUGUUGCGGAGAAAGCACUGGGCAUUCACACACUCCUAGACGCAGAGGACGUGGCUGUCCCUCAUCCAGACGAGAAGUCCAUUAUGACCUAUGUCUCUCAGUAUUACCACCAUUUCUCCAAAAUGCGACAAGGCCAAACUGGACAGAAGAGAAUUAUAAAGAUUGUGGAUCUCUUGCAGGAGAUUGAAGAUCUCAAACGUGAGUAUCAGUCGCUGGUGUCUGAUCUGCUCGACUGGAUCAAAGAAAAGAUCAGGGAGUUGAAUGACCGGAAGUUCCCUAACUCGCUGAAAGGCAUGCGGAGACUGAUGGCGGACUUUAAAUUUUUCCGCACUGUGGUGAAACCGCCCAAGUACCAAGAGCGGCGGGGGAUCAUCGAGGCUCAACUCUUCAACAUCAGAACAAGGCAAAGAGCCAAUAACAUGCGGCAGUAUGUGCCUCCAGAGGGCAAGGCGCUGAGUGACAUCGAGAGGCACUGGAGCAGCCUGGAGAAGUCGGAGUCGUCGCGGGAGAAGGCAUUGCAACAGGAGAUGCUGAGGCUGGAGCGGCUGGAGCAGUUGGUGCAGAGGUUCCAGAAGAAGGCCAUGCUAAGGGAGUCUUACCUCAGCCACAUGACAUCGGUGCUCGACCAGCAGAACGUCAAUGCCGAGUCCAUGCAGGAGGCAGAGGCUGUCAACAAGAGGCUGGAGGCCAUCACUACUGAUGUGUUUGCCAUGGAGCAGAGGUUUAAGGACCUCAUUGAAAUGGGUCAGGUCAUCGAGAGAGAGAAUUAUCACGGCAGGGCUGCGAUAAUGAAGAAGCAGCAGGAUGUUGAAACUUGCUGGCAAAAUCUCCUCCAAAAACUGAAUAAAUAUAGGGAAUCCCUCAAGAACGUGUCUGCUGCACUCUCUCUAAUGCAAGAUAUCGACACCAUCUAUCAAGAACUCAUAGCUCUUCAGUCCGUGGUGAGUUCAGAUGAUUACGGCAAACACCUAUUUGAUGUCGUGGACAUGGCGCAGAAACACAACCUGGUCGUCUCUCAGAUCUCAGCCCACGGAGAAACCUUGAAGCACAUAAGCCAGAGAGUUGACGAUCUCAGGAGGUGCAGUGAGUUGAGGACUGACGUUGUCAAGAGGAAACUGAAGGCACUCAAUGGUCUCUACAGCAAUCUCCUGGAAUGCAGCAAAGCCAGACAUUGCAAACUGCAGCAGCAGCAGAUCCUGUAUGAAUUUUUCCGAGACAGUGAGGAGGAGGAGUCGUGGAUCUACGAGAGGUGGCAGCUGGUGCGGACGGCUGCCUUGGGGCGAGACAUCACCCAGAUUGCAGUGUCAAUACAAAAGCACAAGGCGUUGGAGGCAGAGUGCAACUCCCACCAGUCUAUCUGUUUCUCAAUGGUGAGAAAGGGCCAAGAGUUAUGCAAAGAAAAUCUGAACAGCAAGAGGGAAGUGAGGAAAUGGGUGACGACUCUUCAGAAACAAUGGCAACAUUUAAUGGACGAGCUGUCGAACCGAAACGCACGACUCCAGGCUGCCCUGGCGAUAAAGCAGUAUUUUGCAGAUAUCAAUGAGGCCCAUUCCUGGCUGCUGGAGAAACAGCCUCUUCUGCAGACUGCGGACUGUGGGAAGGAUGAGGCCAGUGCUGAAGCACUCCUGCAGCGCCACAUGCACCUCACAGAGGAGAUGGAAGCGUAUUCCAGCGAAGUGACGAGACUCGGUGACCAGGCGACAGCGGCACUGGAGCAAGUUCCUCUGACAGUGUGUCAGGCUGAGACCCCAGAGAAAGAAGUGUCCGAGAGCUGCUCAUCCGAUGAAGGGGAGCGAUCGGAGAUCACAAAGAAAAAUCAUUCUCAAACAGUCGACACCUUGGCCCCCACUAAUGUCAAUAAGCAGCAGAACAGGACUGCCAAAGACAGCAUUCAGCCACUGAACAAGCACGAGGAGGCGGAGAGUGAAGUUGCCACCAAGGGCAGCCCAUUGCAGAGGGUCAGCAAGCCGAGACGGAGCCGUUCAAUGCGUCGUGGCACGACGGAGAUACAGUACACAUCACACACGUUGCCUGAUGAGGACUUCAGCAGGACAAGCAUUGAACGUAGCCAGCAUGACAUCGAAUCAUCUUACGCCAGUCUCUGCCAGCUAGCUGAGGCCAGAAGGAAAGCCCUGCAAGAAAUGAUCCAACUCUACCACUUCCAUAACACCUGCAAUGACUUCAUCUCCUGGAUGAAUGACGUGGAGAAUGGUUUCCAAACCUUUGUGCCCAACGUAAACAACAUGGAAGCCACGCAGAGGAAAUACGAGAAUUUCCUGACCGAGUUGGUUGCUGGGAAAGGCAGGCUGGAUGAAAUCGACCGACUCGUGGGUAAUUUCAUCGAAAGCGGACACAGCAAGGAUCGGGAAAUCCUGGAAAAGCAGCAGAUGAUUCAUAAAAGGUGGGAUACAAUGUUGGCUUUGAAGGAGGAGAAAGGGAAGGAACUGAUGGGCACGGCGGACGUCCAGUCCUUCCUGCAGAAGUGUCAGGAUACGACAGCUUUGCUGCAGGACAAGCUCGCUCUGCUGUCCAUUCCUGAUCCAAGCAGCAGUUUGAAGGCAGUGGAUGAGGCAAGGCGCAAGCAGCUCACAUCCAACCGUGAGAUCCAGUCACUGGAGGGCACAAUAGCAUACCUCAUCCAAAUGGCUCAUUUGAUCCAGGAUGCCAGCCCGGCAGAGAGUGCUGCAAUCAUGCUGCAGGUGCAAGAGUUGGAGGCGCUGCUGCAGAGUGUGAAGGCGGAGGCCUCGAGGAAGAAGCAGCUUCUGAGAGACAGCCACGAUCUGCAGCGCUACAAUCAGGAGAGCAAAGAGCUACUACUGUGGGCCAGCGCCAUGAAGGAGAAGAUGAAGAGCAAAGAGAUGGGAUUUGACGUGGACUCUGCCGAAAACCUACUGAAGGAACAUGCUGACCUGCUGCUGGAGAUCAACUCGCACAAAAACAGCUUCCAGAAGCUGAAUGACUUGGGGAAUCAAGUGGUAAAGAGGACCCCCUCCGGCGACGUUUCCCGAUUACUGCAGAAAAUGAUGGGUCUACAGGUGGAGCUGGAUGACGCAUGGAAGGAACGCAACGCCGAAUUGGAGGAAGGACUUGCGCUGCAGCAGUUUAACCACGAGGCAGAUCGCAUCGAGGCAACUCUGUCCAGUCACGAUGCCUUCCUGAAGAUCGGUGAUCUUGGGGACUCUGUGGGCUCCGUAAGCAGCCUAGUGAAGAGGCAUGAAGACUUUGAGAAUGUGCUGAAGUGGACAGACCAGAGGAUUCAGGGGAUACAGGACCGAGCCUCUAAACUCAACCAGAGCAACAACUACGCCAACAAAACGAUCCAGAAGAGAGUUUUUCUGAUCAUUGACAGAUGGAGUGAUCUUAAACGGAGCAGUGACUAUCGGCGAAACAGGCUGUCAGAGUCGCAGAAACUUCAGGAAUUUCACAGAGAUGCAGCUGAGCUCCUGAUGUGGAUCGAUGAAAAGUACGUGGUUGCCUCCGAUGAAUCAUACCGGGACCCCGCAAACAUCCUGCGCAAACUGAAGCGACAUGAGGCCAUGGAGAAGGAGGUGAUGGCAAACCAGAUACGAGCGGAUGAUCUGAAGCAGACAGGAAACAAUCUCAUCAAUCAGAAUCAUUAUGCUCGAGAUGCCAUCAAAUCGCGACUUGUGGCGCUGAACGAGAAGUGGGAAGAGCUCCUCGAUAAAAUGGGGGAACGUGGAGAUAAAAUGAGGCAAGCUGGACAACAGGAGCAGCUGAUGGAACUACUCAAGGAUGCGAAAGCAAAACUUGACCAAAUUGAGAAGAUUCUCCAGAGCAAUGACACGGGCCGUGAUCUGCGAUCCAGCAGGCGCUUACUGAAGGAACACAAAUGGCUGGAGGGUGAUAUGCGUGAACUCGCCGAGAAAAUGAACAGCAUUGUCAAUCGUGCCAAGAAGAUGGCGACUGGUCACUUUGACUCACAGAGGAUACUGGAACAGACGCAAAAACAUUUAGACUGGUUUGAAUCACUCAAGAUACCUCUGAAACAGAGAAGGAAACUCCUGGAAGCAAUGGUGGCCCUAUACGAGUUCCACCACAACAGUGAUUUAGAGAUGAAGUGGAUUGCUGAACGCAUGCCCAAUGCUUCUUCAAGUAACUUUGGCAAUUCUGUGGACGCGGCUCAGAGCUUGCUACAGAAACAGAAGGAGUUACAGGUUGAAGUGAAGACCCAUAAGCAGCAGAUCCAGAAGGUACUGGAGGCUGGCAAGCGUAUGAUCAGCUCUCAGCACUUCAUGGCCCACGGCAUUGAGGGCCAGUGCACGGAGCUGCAGAGCAGCUGGGAAGGACUGGAGAGGGCCUGUGACGACAGGGGGAAGAAAUUGCAGCGAUCGGUACAGUUCAACCAGUUCCUUGCAGAUGUUUCCGAACUGGACACCUGGGCAGCAGAAAAACUUCAACUUGUGUCAAGCGAAGAUUGUGGGAAGAAUGAAGCUGUUUCUCAGAAGCUGGUCAAGAACCACAGGUCUCUCAAGGGACAGAUCCAGAAUACCCAAGGCCUUGCCGAGGAGCUGCAAAAGAAUUCCCAGGAGCUUCCGCUCCGAGGGCUCAUCACGUUUGACAUGGUAGAUGAGCCUCAGGAGCACCUUCGACAGCGGCUGAAGGAGCUGCAGGAUCUUUGGUCUACCAGGAUGCAGAAGCUGGAACAAACGCUGGUAUUCCAUGAGUGUGUGCGGGAAAUGGGGGAGCUCGAGGAAUGGAUCGCACAGCAGUUUCAGGCGGCCAGCUCUGAGGAUUAUGGAAAUGAUCACCAACAUGUCCUGCACCUGCAGGCAUUGUUUGAAGCCUUCCAGCAUCAAGUGGAGACGGGAGAUGAGCGAGUCCAUGGUUGUGAAACCUUAGUAAACGUACUUGUUGAAAAAGGCCACCUGCAGUCGAAGGAAAUUGUCCAGAGGCUGAAUCUGUUGAGGGAUUUAUGGAGCAGUCUGCAGAAGCAAAUUCACAAGAGGGGACAGAAGCUACGCGAUGCUGCAGAAUUUCACAAGUGCAGCCAAGACCUGGCUGAUGCCCUCACCAACAUUGAGGAGAAACGUAAAAGCAUUCCUGAUGACAUUGCAAGUGAUCGUCAGAGCGUUCAGGCACAGCUACAUGUACAUGAAGGGCUGGAGCACGAACUGCCAGGGGUUGAGCAACAGUUGCAGGAGCUGGUGGAUGUUGCAGACGGUGUGUUGCACAGGUGCACCAUGCAGCAGAGCGUAGCCCUGCAGGCCCAGCAACAGGCAGUGGUUGAGAACUGGGAGAGUCUCAGGAGUAAAGUGGAGCAGCGAAGAGAACUUCUGGAGCAGGCCUGUAAAAUCCAACAGUUCCUGGCGCUGGUACGGGACUACUUCUCCUGGUCGGCUGGGUUGACAAGAGAGAUGAAGCUGGAGGAAACGACCAGAGACAGCUCCACGACUGAUUUAAAACUCAACCAACACCAGCAGAUUCGGGCUGAAAUCGAUGCCAGGGAAGAGGUGUUCGGGCAUUUGGUCAGCCUCGGCCACGAGAUCCUGCAGGUGGAGCCAUCAAACUCCAGAGAAGUCCAAGACAAGGUCGAUAGUCUGCAGAAGGAGAGGUCAGAUCUGUACAGUCAGUGGGAGCACAAGAGGGGCUGGCUGGAGAAGAUGUAUCUGGAGCAGGUUUUCUUCAGGGAUGUUGCCCACAUGGAGAAGAUCAUGAAUGGUCAGGAGGUUUACUUGAGGGCGAGUGACCUGGGAACGACUGUGGACACUGUGGACUCGCUCAUCAAACGACACGAUGCCUUCGAGAAAUUACUGGCAACCCAGGAGGAAAAGGUGACGUCACUGCAGGAGCAGGCAGGCUCGUUAACAGAAGAGCGUUUGAAACGUGACGAUGCCAGUCACAUUCAGCAGAAGCUCAAUGCCAUCCUGGAGAGGAGGAACCGCAUUAAGGAGUUGUCACAGAACCGCAAGAGAGACCUGAGCACUGCCCGCCUGCUGGCACGCUUCAGUCAAGACCUGGCUGAGGAGAAGGGCUGGAUCACGGAAAGGAUGCAGAAAUUAAAGGAUAAUACCUCUACAGACAUCAGCGACCUGCAGGGCAAACUGAAGCUGCUACAGAAGCACCAGGCCUUUGAGGCUGAGAUCCUGGCCCACCAGGCUAUUAUUACAAAUGUUACUGAGAUAGGUGAAUUGCUACUAUCGGGCCAUCAUCCCAAAUCCAACGAAAUCCACCGCAGUUUGCGGCAGCUCCUGGACAGUUGGGAACAGCUGAAGGUAGCGGUGGCUGCACGCGGCAAAAUGUUGGAGGAAAACCGGGAUUUCCUGGAAUUCCUGCAAAAAGUCGAGCAAGUCGAAGCAUGGAUCAGAGAAAAGGAGGUGAUGAUCAGUGUGGGAGACGUUGGCAAGGACUAUGAACACUGCUUACAGUUGCAGAAGAAGCUCAAUAAGUUCCGUGGAACUGGGGACGUGACUGUGGAUGAUGCCCACAUCAGGACCAUCAACAGCCUGGCCAUCAAGCUGGAGAAGAGGAACAAAGACGACCUUGUAACCAUCCUCCAACGCAAGCAGCAGUUGAACGAAAGGUGGAACAGUUUCCAAGGGAACUUGACAAAGUACAGGAAAGAACUGGCCGCUGCCCUGGAGGUUCACGCCUUCAUCAGAGAAAUGGACGAAAUUACAGAAAGGAUGGGCGAGAAGAGUCUGAUGAUGCAGGGACUGGACUAUGGUCGGGAUGUGGAAAAUGUGGAGAAGCUGAUAAGGAAACAUAAAGAAACUGAACUGGAAAUCACCGUUAUCCGGGAUAAAAAAGAGGCACUGGAAGCCGAUGCCAGGCCACUGUGUGAGUUCCGUUUUCCUCUAUCCGACAAGCUGAGUCUGAAGAAAGGGGAGAUGCAGAACAGGUGGCUUCAGCUGAAGAAGGAGGCCAAAGUGCGAAAGGAGAAGCUAGAAGCAUCGUACCAGCUGCAGAAGUUCAACAGAACUGUCCUGGAGCUGAUAGACUGGGCACACUGGAUGAAAGCCCUGGUGGGAGAAAGGAGACUUGCAAUGAGUAAACGGGAAGCCGAGAGCAUGAUAGAUGAGCACCAAGAGAGAAAGACUGAGAUCCAAGCGAGAGGCGAGCGUUUUGAUGCCGUCAAGAAUGUGGCAGUCGGACUAGUGGCUGAGGGACACUAUGCAUCGACGGACAUUAAACAGUCCCUUUCCAAGGUGGAAGAGACCUGGACAACUCUAAAUGAGGCCUGGCAUGAGCGCAGCCAUAGACUGGCAGAGGCCUGGGAUCUACAGAUAUUCUAUGGCUAUGCGGAGCAGAGCGAGAGCUGGCUGAGCAGCAAGGAGGCCAUCCUGGCCAACGAAGACUAUGGGGAUUCCCUGCCCAGGAUAGAGAAUCUGCAGCAAAAGCACAAACAGUUUGAGAAAACGAUGGAGAACCAGCUGGAUAAGGUAAACGUGGUGGAGCGAUACGCCCUGCAGCUGAAACAGAACAAGCACUCGGACAGUGCUCAGAUCAUCACCAAGUGCCAAGCAAUCCUACAGAGAAAACAAAAGUUAAUGGAAAACUGUGAGCACCGUGGGAAGCUCCUAAACCAGUCCAAACAGCUGCAGAUUUUCCUCAGAAGCUCCUAUGAGGCUGCGUCAUGGCUGAACGAAAAGCUCAGUGUGGCCCUGGACAAGAACUGGAUGGAUCCUAGCAACCUGCAGGGCAAGCUGCUAAAGCACCAAAGCUUUGAGGCUGAGAUCAUGGCUAAUCAAAACAGGAUCCAGAGCAUUAACACAGAAGGCGAGCAACUAAUUAAUGACGGACAUUACGCAGUGCAUGAGAUUGAGCCCAGAAUGAAACAGAUUCAGGACUUGUGGAACGAACUGCUGCUGAGCUGCAAUGAGAAGAAGUUUCAGCUGAUGAAUGCACACAAGGCCCUGAACCUGCAGCGGAGCAUAGAGGAUGUGGAGAAGUGGCUCAGUGAAGUGGAGAAACAGCUGGAUCUUCCUGCCCAAGGCGUGGACCUGGUCUCUGUCAGGAACCUGCUCAACAAACAGCAGGAGCUGGAGGAAGAUAUCAGCAGCUACGUGGAAAGGAUGCAAGGACUUCUCGAUCAAUCCGAAGACUUUGUUCACAAGAAGCACUUCAUAGCUGAGGAAAUUCGGGACAGAGUUGAUGUAGUACUCCACAGGUAAGAGCUAAGGUUCAGCCAGUCAGCACUAAACCCAGAAAACCAAGUAGAGUUUAGAUUCAUUUUUUAGUUUAGAGAUGAAGUGCGGAAACAGGCUCUUCAGCUACCGAGUCCGCACCGACCAGCGAUCCCCGAACAUUUACAAGUUAAGUCAAGUCAAGUCACUUUUAUUUCUGUAGCAGAUUUAAAAAACAACUCUCGUUGGCCAAAGUGCUUUACAUUGGUGGAGGUACUAACGUUAUACAACAUUGGUUCAUAGAUUAAGUACAUACAUAAAUACAUACAUAUAGCCCUCCCUCAGAGGAUGUCAAGAUGCAUCAGAGGACACAUUAACACUAUCCUACACACACUAGGGACAAUUUGCAUUUAUACCAAGCCAAUGGGGCAGGCACUGGGUCUGUGGCACAGCGGUAGAGUUGCUGCCUUACAGCGAAUGCAGCGCCGGAGACAUGGGUUCGAUCCUGACUACGGGUGCUGUCUAUACGGAGUUUGUAGUUCCCCCCAUGAUCUGCGUGGGUUUUCUCCGAGACUUACAGGUUCCUCCCACAUUCCAAAGACCUACAGGUUUGUAGGUUAAUUGGCUUUGUAAAUGUAAAAAUUGCCACCUAGUGGGUGUAGGAUAGUGUUAAUGUGCGGGGAUCGCUGAUCAGCGCGGACCCGGUGGGCCGAAGGGCCCGUUUCCGCGCUGUAUCUCUAAACCAAACUAAAACUAAACCUCUCCUAUCCAUGCACCUGUCCAAUUGCUUUUUAAACGUUGCGAUGGUCCCAGCCUCCACUACCUGCUCUGGCAGCUUGAUCCAUACACCCACUGCCCUUUGUGUGAAAAAGUUACCCCUCAGAUUCCUAUAAAAUCUUUCCCCCUUCACCUCAACCCUAUUCCUGCUGGUUCUCAAUUGAGGGAGGAUCUUAUAGAAAAUUACAACAUUCUUAAGGGGUUGGACAGGCUAGAUGCAGAAAGAUUGUUCCCGAUGUUGGGGAAGUC